CAGUUCGUCUAAAUUUGCUAGUUCCCGUCAUGCAACCAUGUUUGAAAAUGGCGGACGACUGCUUUCAUAACAAAUAGAAGUUCUUUGACUUCACCACCGGUGUACGUGGAUAAUUUCAUAUUAGUGUAUUAAGCGUAGUCUUGACAAUGCCUAAAUACUACGAGGAUAAAGAGGAAGACAACCGAGCGUGUGCUGGGAUAAGAGAAGAUUUCAAGGCUUGUCUCCUUCAACACGACUGCGUAGUCAAGGAAGGAAAGAUGCCAAGCGAGUGUUUGAAGGAAGGCCAUUGCAAAGCCUUGCAGACAUCAUUCUUCGAGUGCAAGAGGUCCAUGCUGGAUACGAGGUCAAGAUUCAGAGGAAGAAAAGGAUAUUAAUAUAAGACUGCGAGGUCAACAUUGCCAAAGAUGUUUCCUCCUUGCUUGGGAGCAUAAAGACAUCAGGUAGCAGCAAAGGACUGUUAAAUAUUUAACUCAUUCGCUAUUGCCAGCCAUCCCUGGUCAAAUGGAAUUGUCACCGUCAAUGGCUGUCAGUGUUCAGAACAAUGCACACUGAUACUAAUUUAUUUGACUUGAAUUGUGCAAAUAAAGAGGGAUGCUCGAUUUGAUAUGAGAUUAUGAGUGCUUAACUCUAAAUACUAGGCAAUAGAAAAAAACAACUUGGGGAUUUGUAAUUCUCCCAGAAAAAAGUUGGAAUGUGGAAUUGCGGUCUUUAUGAUGUACCGUACUUUUCGUACUAUAAGCAGCUACUUUUUCCCCCUCAUUUUGAGUCCUGCGGCUUAUAGACCCUACUCACGUGACGUCACAGCCACGCCCCCGCGCCAUGUUGUCCGUAUACUCGUCAUGUUAAUGCAUUAGCGCUCCGUAAAUUCCUCCUAUAAUGGCGUGUUUUUCUGCUCGUUAACAUUAAUAAUCAAAAUGGUGAAGUCGUGUGUGGCGGUCGGUUGCAAAAACAGAGAAGAUAGACGGAGAGACUUGAAGUUUUACCGUAUUCCGAGAGACCCGGAGAGGACAGCUAGAUUGAGUGCUGCAAUUCGACGAGAAAACUGGGCUCCAAACGACUACCACAGAUUAUGUAGUAGUCAUUUUAUAUCUGGUAAGAUGCAUCUAAUAUAUAUUUAGAGGGUUUUGGGCUGACAACCACAAUUAAGAUCAUUGCUAGGCUAAUCGCCGACAACAUACACUCAGACGUUGUGAAUGAACUACCUGAAAAUAAAUAAUUAUAAGGCAGUUGUCAUACAAUUAAUUUACAAUUUCACUAUUGAGGUCAAAAGCCAAAAAAUAAAUUCAACUAGGGACAAUCUGGAGUAGUGCUAUCGCACUUCAUAUUUAUUACAUAUUACAUAUGUAUGUAGUGAGAGUGCUAUCGCUAAACCAUAUAAACAUUAAAAGCCCUAGCUCCAUUGACAAAUGACAUGAAAUACAUUAGACUUGACAGUGGAUGUUAGCAAGAACAAAAGAUUUUGAAUUGAAAAUUUCCUAACUCACCUUCCCGAGCACAAGAUUCCUGCCGAGUUUUCGUGUACGAGGACCUGUUUCACCCAACCAGCAACGUAGCAUUUAUAAGCCUCCAAGCUCUUAAAGUUUUUCAAACUUUCGUGAGAAUAGGCUGAUUUUGUGUGGACAAGAUAGUUGUAAAUACCAGGGUCAGGCAAAGACGGCGAAGACGGCGGGUCGAAAAACAUCGAUUUAGGCAUCAAAUAUGGAUCUGGCGAAUGGAUAAACUGAAGCUUUUCCACAUAACGCCUUUUAUGCAACGCAUCCAAUGAGUUUACGGCGUCAGAUAACACCGGGGCUUCCAUGAAUUGCUCUAUAACUUGCACGACUAAUUGAAAACAAUGAGAAUAGGUCUAAAAAAAUACGGACAAUAUGGCGGCCGGAUACAGCGACACGUCAUUUUGUGACGUAGGUUAGUAGGGUCUAUAGUCCAGUGUGGCUUAUUUGUUGAUUUUUUUAGGUUAAUAGGUAACACUUUAUUUGACAGCGGCAUUAUAAGACUGCCAUAAGACCGUCAUAAUUAUGACAUGACACUAUUAUGGGCAUUAAUGAAUGCAUAUGACAAAUGUCAUUAAUUGUCCUCCGGCAAAUUAUGUCCAGCUCAGAUCUUUUAUAUCCAUUCAAAAGUGAGAUAAUUUGCCAGAUGACACAAAAUCUGUCAUAAGCAUUUAUUAAUUCUCAUGGCAGUGUCAUGUCAUAAUUAUGAUGGUCUCAUGACAGUCUUAAGGCCCCAAGUACACCGGAUGCAUGAUUGUUGCGGUUCGACUCCGGUAAAAAAUAGCGCCGGAGCCAAUCCGUUCCCAUUAUAUCCUAUUGUUCAACGUAUACUGGCUGCGUCAGUGCUCCGGAUUGCCUGCGAACCACCUCCGGCGUGGUGAGCGCUUCAUCAUGGAGGUGGAAACUGGAAAGUCACAAAGUAAUAUACGAUGCAGCAGAUCGUUGUUAUAAGGACAGCAUUAAAAGCGAAGCUGCAAGGUGUCCUAUUAUGUGUGUUUGUCUGGCAAUGAUAUCAAACACACGACGUGCUGAAAACUUUGAGCGGGAAAAAAAAAAACAGCGUAUCUGGAAGUGGUUCCACCGCAGAAAUUCUCGUGCCCGGUGCACACAUAAUGUCGGUUUGUAUACAGAGUCCAGGGGGAAAAGUACAAAAGAGAAUAAAGAGAAGUUUCGCCCUGGUGGUCUAUUCAAGACGUUUCUCUUUCUUUCCUACAUUUUACUUGACUUUUCAUUGAACAACCAACAGUUUGCGCUGGGCACAGGAAUCUGCAGUGUUGAGACACCAAUUCCAAGUACGCUGUUUUUUAGUUCGUGUAGUAUAUAAUUCGGUAUCCAUUUUAUAAAUAUUACAGAUUAUUUAACAGUUGUUAUGUGUUAUGUAACUUAAAUUUUAAAUGUGCACAAAGAUAUAAACCCACCGACACAACCAAGGGCAUAAUAGCCCCUCUUCCCCCUACACACGGAGCCCUGAUCUCAACAUGAUGCAGUCAAUCUGGAAUUAAGAGACAGACACAACUAAAAUACUGUCGCGAAGCUGGGGCUGUCAUCGGUGGGUUAAUUUAUGCACCAACGUGGGGCUGUCAUUGGUGUGCUGGUGCACCGGCGCGAUGCUCCGAUUGGUGGACUAGAUAGCGUCAGUGUAUAUAGUUGUUGUUUUUGCAUUGGUGAGUUGGCGGGAAGAAGAAAAAGAGGAAAAGGCGUUGAAGCUCGUGUGUUGUUUUCGCGGCCAAACUUUCGCUUAGCAAACGUUACAAUUAGGGCUGUCAAAAUUAACGCGUUAACGCGCGGUAAUUAAUUUUUUAAAUUAAUCACGUUAAAAUAUUUGACGCAAUUAACGCACAAAGUAUUCUGCCUUUUGGUAAGUUUUACAGCAAGGCGUUUUGUGCUGUCUAACAGCGAACUCUUGUGGUCGCUUUGCGACAUGGUUUAUUUUUUUCUUGCCAGUUCAAUAUGGCUGCACGACGUCUCUGUUGUGCUUAUACGAUCCUUGGAAAAGAUUUGUCCGUAAGCAUGGUUGUUGUAAAGAAUGUACAUAUUACGUUAAUAAGCGAAAUGUUAUAUUUUUUGUAUGAGACGCUUUUUGUUUAUGUUUAGUCAACCUGUAUAGCGUGCUAAGCUAACGUUGUUGCUAAUGCAAUGC
Messenger RNA from Corythoichthys intestinalis (scribbled pipefish), 3630 nucleotides. RefSeq names its product cytochrome c oxidase assembly factor 5. Gene Ontology annotation, biological process: mitochondrial respiratory chain complex IV assembly. The record is from RefSeq and is a predicted model, not a curated record. Bases 147 to 374 code for a protein of 75 amino acids. Gene Ontology annotation, cellular component: mitochondrion. NCBI's taxonomy places the organism in Eukaryota, Metazoa, Chordata, Actinopteri, Syngnathiformes, Syngnathidae. The transcript has 3 exons.